UGGUGAUAAUGCACAGAGGAUUUUUAGGGCAGUAAAAAUUCUCUUGUGUCAUACCAUACUGAUGAAUACAUGACAUUAUCCAUUUGUCCAAGUUCACAGAACGUACAACACCAAGGAUGAACCCUAAUUUAACUGUGCACUUUGGGUGAUAAUGAUGUACCAGAGUCAGUUCAUCAGUUAUAACACAUGUACACUCUGGUGGGGGAUACUGAUAAUGGGAGGCUGUGCAUUUGUGGUGAUAAGGGCGUAUAUGGGAAAUCUGUCCCUUCUCCAUUUUGCUAUGAACCUAAAAUGGCUCUAAAAAAUAAAAUCUUAAAGAGAUGGCUGUGAUGCUAAAUUUUACGUUAGGUAUAUUUUACCACAAAAAACCCAAAAGCCCAUACACAUUAAGCAGGUAAUCCCUAUCUUCCUCUUGUCCACUCCCUCCACUAGUAUCUGGCAGUCACCCUGCCGGUGUUUUGUAUUUUUUUCAUCAUUAUAUCCUUAGCCCCCAACAUGGUUGUUGCUGAAUAAAACUUUGGUCAGUGAUGAGCUUUUACUCUAGCACUGAUUUAUCUUUGUGUAUUUCUUCAACAGCCACAUAAUGAGAAAAGUUAUCUUUAAGGAAAUUUCUUUGAAAUGUUUCCCUAGUAUUUAAGAGUUUUCUACUUGUCCACCGAUAUCUGCAUAGUAGUGCCUCUGGAACCAAAGCUACUUUUGUAUUUAUCUGCGCAUCUUUGUUAUUUUUAGUUGAUAUUUUGGGUUGAUAAUGGUGGUCCUGGUUCUGUUCCUGGUGGCAUCCAUCUGAUACACUCAGAAACAAAGACUGAAACAAAGACUUACUGAAUCUUUCAAAUACAUGUAGUGAUGGCCAAAUACAUGCUUUUUCUUAGGAUGUUAAAAUUUUCAAAUACUGUUUCUUUUAUGGAGGAGAAAAAAAUGUAGCCAUCCUUUCAGAAAUUAAUAUUUUUAAGCCGAUUUCUUCCUUGAAGUAUGUUAGUCUUUUUCUUUAGGCUCACAACUCAUAAAAUCUUGUUCUUCCCUGUUGCUCUAUAAUUUAUAAAAUUGUAUUGCAGUUGGCUUGGGUAGAAUUUACUUAAGCAUAGUUGAGCCUUUAGAUUUUCUUUCUGGCAUGGACAAAAGCCUCAUUAAUUAUGAAUAUGAAUUCCUUUUGCAAAAUGACAAGAUUGAACAUUUCCUCAUGCCAAUAUCCCAGCUGUCUCAUUCUGAUGCUCAACAAAGACUUUUAGAGAUUGUCUUUAAUGGCCGUGCUAUCAGAUACUUAAAAAAAAAAAAAAAAAAAAAAGAGAAACUAAAAAGAAUGCAAAAUAGCUUACAGUUUUGUUUUUCGAGAAAAAAUAAUGAAAGGUUUUUGUUUUAGUGCGGACGUUUUCUACUCUUGUAAUGCAUUUGUGGGCUCGAAGAUUUGACCAUGGCUACAAACCAAAGGAUCAUUUCUUCUCUCUAAAGUGUAGGUACAAAAUUCCAUUUGUUUAGAUGACCAGUACUUGGAGUCCCGAGGCUCAGGUCACCUUUCGCCCUCUGACCAGCCGAAGCUCACUCUUGGUCUCGUGACGGAGAUGGCAGUGGGCGUUGGUAGCCAGCCAGCGCUGAGCCCUCACCGCGCUGGUGCUGAUUCAUUAUGGCCUCCCCACGUUCGCAGGGGGUAGCUAGCGUCUGUUACCACCACCGGAGGGGGCGAACUGGGGCUUCAGUCCAAAGCCUCCAGAGGCUAUGAGCCACCAUAUUCUGUUGCCUCGGUCCUGAGUGUGUCUGUUCAGCCAUCGCUUGACCAAUCUCAGUGCAAUGGUUUUUCAUAUUCUCACUUGCCCUGCAUCCUGUGGUGUUUGCUGCUAGAGAAAUUGACCCAGAUAUGGCAGGUGGUUCCUUGGAGUAGGACCCUUGGAAGAGGUGUUUUCACCUCUGGCCUCCAGCUGUGGUUUUCUUGUCUGGAGAUGGAUCUGUGUUGUUGCAUUCCUUCCAGGCUGUCAAGGAAGCCAGCACUCCUGGAAAUUCCCUCCUAAGUUCGGAGCCUAAGGGCCAGGGAGUGCACUGCGUGCCUGUGCCCGUGUUUGAUAUUAAGGCUGCAGGCUGUUGGAAACCUUUUUUAUGUUCCCAAUUCCUUGAGGGGCGGAUGUCUGGUGUUGCCACUCCUCUUCCAUUUUUUUAAAAUUUAAAUUUGUUGUUUAUUAUUUAUUUGCUUACUUUAACCGGAAGCUCUGUAACAUUACACAUGAGCCAAUCCUGCUUAAGUCCCAUGAAAAUAACCUGGGGCCGGACCGCUCAGUGUGCAGUUGCUUCAUUACUUUAGGAAACCUCAGGAUUGGAACCAAGGUGCACUGGUUCGGCCGGAGGCUGAGGAAGGAAGGGCGGACGACCGUUUGGCAGCGUUAGAAAAGCAAGACAAAGCAGUCAUCCAUAGUUCAAAGCCCAUCCAUUUUUGUUUUUUUUUGCCGAGAACAUGGUUAGGGGUGUAAUUUGGCUUCAGAGCCCCUCCUUGUUUUCUUGGACUGUGUUUAGUAUGCAUUUGGCUUCAAACGCUGUUUCCCAUUGUUGCGUCUGUUCCUGUGCUGUGUUGUCGUCCCUUCCCUGCGUUGUUCUCCGUCUCUGAGGUGGGGACUGCUGUUCCAGCUGCCCAGAGCUGGCCCUGCCGUCAGCCCCGGCCCGGGCAGCCGGCCUUCACCCUUGGCCUUCCGUCCAGCAGCCUGGCCUCGCCCUCCCCGGCCCCAGGCUUCCUGCUCCCUCCCAAGGGCCGGACUGGCCCCUCCAGUGGCCUCUUUGCUGCAUUUUUGCCCUGCAGGCAUGGAGGCAAUGGCCAGAGCGGUCCUGUUCCCUCUCGCAGCCUCAGAACCAAGCACUUACUCUCUGGAAUGGGGCCGCGGUUCCCUGCCUCUGUGCUUCUCCUCAUACCUGUGACCUUGCAGACGGAGGGCGGGAGGCACGUUAGUUCCGGAUCCCAGCUGCUUUGCCACUGCUGAUGGCUGUGUCGCCCCCAGGGAGCACCAGCCAGUCAGUAAAUAGGGCUGACCCCGGCUCGAGGGAGGCUGCUGGAGGGGGGCACGCGUGCGGAUGAACCCUGCUCUCACUCCACAGAAACACGGCCCCUGAAAUCAUGUCAGUGUGAAUUGUAAAAGAGGGUAUAUUUUUUUGGUGUGAAUGCUGCCCAGCUGUUAGAGUUGAGAAAUUGCACAGUGUGCUGGUUAAGAACCUUCAAUUUGGGUUGAACCCUGGCCUGUGCUUUCUUUCUUUUUUUUUUCUUUGGCAGCGUGACCUUUGGCAAACGGCUCUAAUCUCUGCAUACCUCAGUUUUCUGGUCUGUAAAUUAGAUGCAAUGAUAGCACCCAUGUAGGGCUGCAGGGAAAUCUCUGUGUGUGUGUGAGAGAGAAGGGCCUAGUUCAGGGCCUGGUCCAUAGCAGACUUUACAUGAUAGCUAUUAUUUUUUUUUAAGAUUUUAUUUAUUUAUUUGAGAGAGAGCCUGAGCAGAGGGAGAGGGAGAAGCAGACUCCCCACUGAGCAGGGAGCUGAUGUGGGGCUCGAUCCCAGGACCCCGGGAUCGUGACCUGAACUGAAGACAGACGCUUAGCCGACUGAGCCACCCCAGCAACUGUUAUCAUGAAGAUGGUGGAACCAGGGAGAUUGGCUCCGCCCUGACCAGGAUGUGCAUGAGACACAGAAGCAUAGAAGCCAAGCUCAGGCAGUUUUCGAGUGCUUUAAUCGAUUGUCUGAUAAACCCACUUCAAGAACAGAUGGAAGAAUGGAAGAAAGUGGCCAACCAGCUGGAUAAAGACCACGCGAAAGAAUAUAAAAAAGCUCGCCAAGAGAUAAAAAAGAAGUCCUCAGAUACACUGAAGCUGCAGAAGAAAGCAAAAAAAGUGGACGCUCUCGGGAGAGGCGAUAUCCAGCCUCAGUUGGACAGUGCUCUCCAGGAUGUCAACGACAAGUAUCUCCUGCUGGAAGAAACAGAAAAGCAGGCAGUCCGGAAGGCUUUGAUUGAGGAGCGCGGCCGAUUCUGCACCUUCAUUGCUAUGCUGCGGCCAGUGAUUGAAGAAGAAAUCUCAAUGCUAGGGGAAAUAACUCAUCUUCAGACCAUAUCAGAAGAUCUGAAAAGCCUGACCAUGGACCCUCACAAACUGCCGUCCUCAAGUGAACAGGUGAUUUUGGACUUGAAAGGCUCUGAUUACAGUUGGUCGUACCAGACGCCACCCUCUUCCCCCAGCACGACCAUGUCCCGCAAGUCCAGCGUCUGCAGCAGCCUGAACAGUGUGAAUAGCAGCGACUCGCGCUCCAGCGGCUCCCACUCCCACUCCCCGAGCUCCCACUACCGUUACCGCAGCUCCAACUUGGCCCAGCAGGCGCCCGUCCGCCUGUCCAGCGUGUCCUCCCACGACUCAGGAUUCAUUUCCCAGGACGCCUUCCAGUCUAAGUCGCCGUCCCCCAUGCCGCCAGAGGCCCCCAACCAGAACUCGUCCAGCUCGGCCUCCUCCGAAGCCUCGGAAACCUGCCAGUCCGUGAGCGAGUGCAGCUCGCCCACCUCGGUCAGCUCAGGCUCCACCAUGGGCGCCUGGGCGUCCACAGAGAAGUUGUCUAACGGGUUUUCUCACUGUAGUUUGCCAAGUGAAUCCCAUGUGGGGCCCAUGGGGGCAAGCCUUUCCCCUCAUUGCCCGCCUGCCUCCCGCCUGCUCCCUCGGGUCACCUCUGUCCACCUUCCAGACUUCGCUCAUUAUCACACCAUUGGGCCCGGCAUGUUCCCGUCAUCUCAGAUCCCUAGCUGGAAGGACUGGGCCAAGCCAGGACCCUACGACCAGCCUCUGGUGAACACCCUACAGCGCCGCAAGGAGAAGCGGGAGCCAGACCCCAGUGGAGGAGGGCCCACGGCCGCGGGGGGCGCGCCCGCAGCGGCUGACGAAGCGCAGAGACCGCGGAGCAUGACCGUGUCAGCUGCCACCAGGCCUGGUGAGGAGAUGGAGGCGUGCGAGGAACUGGCGCUGGCCCUGUCGCGGGGCCUCCAGCUGGACACCCAGAGGAGCAGCCGGGACUCGCUGCAGUGCUCCAGCGGCUACAGCACCCAGACCACCACCCCGUGCUGCUCGGAGGACACCAUCCCCUCCCAAGUUUCAGAUUAUGAUUAUUUCUCUGUAAGUGGCGACCAGGAGGCAGAUCAGCAGGAGUUUGACAAAUCCUCCACCAUCCCGAGAAACAGCGACAUCAGCCAGUCCUACCGACGGAUGUUCCAGGCCAAGCGCCCAGCCUCAACGGCUGGCCUCCCCACCACCCUCGGACCGGCUAUGGUCACCCCGGGGGUUGCAACCAUCCGACGGACCCCUUCCACCAAGCCUUCUGUCCGCCGGGGGACCAUCGGAGCCGGCCCCAUCCCCAUCAAGACCCCCGUGAUCCCGGUCAAGACCCCAACCGUCCCAGACCUCCCCGGGGUGUUGCCCGCGCCCCCGGACGGGCCAGAGGAGAGGGGUGAGCACAGCCCCGAGUCGCCGGCUGUGGGCGAGGGCCCCCAGGCUGUCACCAGCAUGCCCACCUCCAUGUGGAGCGGCCAAGCCUCCGUCAACCCUCCUCUCCCAGGCCCGAAGCCAAGUAUCCCCGAGGAGCACAGACAGGCGAUUCCAGAGAGCGAGGCCGAAGACCAGGAGAGGGAUCCCCCAAGUGCCACUGCUUCCCCAGGCCAGAUCCCGGAGAGCGACGCUGCAGAGCUGAGCCCAAGAGAUACUCCGCAAGGGGAAGACAUGCUGAACGCCAUCCGAAGGGGCGUGAAACUGAAGAAGACCACGACCAACGACCGCUCAGCCCCUCGCUUCUCGUAGGCGCGCUAGGCUCCCAAGAAACGCUGCCAGUGGGGGAAGGAACUGUUUAAUUCAUAAAACCUAAUUUGUCUCGAUCCAUUCCAAUCUAUAAUCAGACAAAAGAUUUUGUAGGCAACUCAGAAUACAGCUCUUUUGAAAGUACUCGACACCUUUAGAUAAGAAUUAAAAGCAACAUAUGUAACUGACAUAACUUUGAUCUUUUAAUUUGUAAAUAUUGACCGUUUUCUUUCUGCACAUUCUAAUCUUAGUUUCCCUUUUGAUUUUUCUGAAGGUGCCAAAUUCCAUUUAACUUUUUUACAAGUCUUUGUAAAAUUUUAAAUGCAUAAUGGGUUGGGGGGGUGGUCGGGGCAAGGGGAAACACAAAGUAGUUAAUUUCAGAAAAAAAGAUAACUCUACUUAUUAGCCUUUUCUUUUCUCUCUCCUUUUUUUCCUGCAAGCUUUUGUAGAUGCAUUGUAGUAGUCUGGCUUAGAAGCAAAUUCAAGUUAUUUUAAUGUACAAACAAAAUGGAUCAAGGGUUAAAAUCUUCAUUUACAUGUAGUAUGUUCUGGCUGAGAAAAGCAGGAGUAACAAAUGAUGAGCAAUAUUCGGAGUGAAGUAAAUCCGGAAAUGGUAGACUCUGUUGGGAUUGGGGGGGAGGGCCGUGGGAGGGGCACACAGUCAACAUAGCCGAUCCUGUUAACAUUUAAGAGUAGCCUCGUAGGUUGAAUUUCUAGUAGCUUCAUGGUAAAUGCAUCCGAAUAAGCCAUACUGGAUUGCAGUGUUUGUUUCUGUAGGGUGUUUAAGGACUUCCUUUGUCCCACGAUUCCUCUUGACUGCACACAGCACCCACCUCCAGUCCCGUGCAUGCUGCCGCCACCGGGUAGACCCAGAGCUCCCCCCCCGCCCCCCUUCAGUUACUCGUCUCUCGUACCCACGUUCAUUGAAUCCAAAUACAUCCAAAAAGGGUAAGGCAGUUUUAAAAAUGUGAAAACAUUUAAAAAUGAUAGCAGGGAAUUCUUAGAUAUAGCCAAUGCCUUUUACUUAACCGUGCCCAGCAGGCUGGGCGCGUUGAAAAGCCCAAAUAUUUUGAACAAACUCGAGCGGAUUUAACAAGGGUAACCAGCUUGGAAUCUAGCAACUUGCCAAUGUGUUUACCGACCUGGGGGCUUGUUUUUCUUCUCUUCUUUUAAAUAAGUGGCAGUUAAUUGGCAUCAUACCAAACAUUGAAGAGCGGAGGAUUUAUUUAUUGUCACUGGGAAUCUGACCACUAUACUGUCCCUUCUUCUUCUUUUUUUUUUGGUAUUCUAGGUAAUGUUUUUUGGAAUGGAUUUAUGUCUUUUUUAAGUGAAAGUUAAAUUUGUUCUAAUGCCCAUUCCCUAAAGCCAACAGAGAUUUGUAGAUUUAAAGGGAUCUUGUUUGGAGAAGACAUGUUCAAAAGGACCAAGCAAGCCCCUUAGCACUCGGGUCAGUUUCUCUUGAAGAAACCGGAGCUUGGUGGGUCCCGCAGACCCUGCAGGUUUCUGUUGGCUCUAAUCUUCAGUUAUAUAAUCUUCUGCUUUAAUACCUAACUGCACUGGAUGUGAGAGUAACGCACCUGUAUAGUCACUGUUCUAGAUAUUAACAUUUAACACUGCUGUGAUUGCUCAAGGGCAUUUUAUGUUAUGGCUUUAAAGCAAAGGCAUGAUUAUUAGAAACUAUUUAAGCUUUUUUUCUUUGAAGAACAAGCUCCUUCUUCAGAAUAUAAGCAACAGUAGUGCCUGUGGUUUAGCCCACCAAUCUUGAUGACUACAAGUAGCUGAUGCAUUGUGCAUAUGAUGCUUGAGAUGGUUUUUGCAAAAGCAGAAAUCACUGCAAGGUAAUGACAAUAGAUAAAAGUGGUAUUUUAAACCUUGGAAAUAAAUGGAUGUAACUGUACCUUGGUACAGCUUUUCACUUGUUUAGUUUUUAAACGCUAGUAUAAUCUGAAUAAAUUUAAUAUAAAAUGUUGCCAAAUUCAAUGUAGAAAGAAUGUGACGACACACCUUGGGUAGUUCUGUUUGUGUUUUUGCAUAUUGUAAAAGCAGGGUCACAGCUAAAAAUAAAGAAAUCGUUUCUAAAGGUAAAUUAUUGUGGUUUAGUUGCUAGUUUGUACUGAGAGUUGACCUCUCCCCGUGCAGUUUUUUGUUCUAAACUUGUAUAAAUAACAGUUGUGUAAUGUGUCUCCCUUCUACCUUGUAACAAUUGCUUCAGCCUACAUUAUAAAUAAAGAACCACUAGAAAAAGU
Molecule: messenger RNA, 8035 nt
Organism: Mirounga angustirostris (Northern elephant seal)
Lineage: Eukaryota; Metazoa; Chordata; Mammalia; Carnivora; Phocidae
Gene: MTSS1
Product: MTSS I-BAR domain containing 1
Exons: 14
Coding region: 3636-5792 (718 amino acids)
Biological process (GO): adherens junction maintenance; plasma membrane organization; positive regulation of actin filament bundle assembly
Cellular component (GO): actin cytoskeleton; cytoplasmic side of plasma membrane
Molecular function (GO): phospholipid binding; actin binding
Source: RefSeq, a predicted model, not a curated record